AUGUUCAAUAACUUCUUCGACAAUUUGACAUUUUUAAAAUGUCUUUCUGUUAGCGCUUUUGUCACCACAGUUUCACUUUUUUUCUGUGGAAUUCCAAUUUGUGUUAAUAUUUGGAAAAGGCGAAGUACAGUCGACAUAAGCGCAGUACCAUUUUUAAUGGGUGUGCUUGGAGCAGUAUAUUGGUUACGUUAUGGAAUAAUGAAAAUAGAUUACACAAUGAUAUCUGUGAAUAUUUUCGCAGCUUCACUGAUGAGUAUAUAUCUUAUUUUCUAUCAUUUCAUGUCUGAAAAAAAGUUAUGGAUCUCAAUUGAAAUUUGUGCCGUUAUAUUUCUUAUAUCAUUAAUGCUGUUUUUGGUUCAAAUAUACGGGAAAGAUAUUUUCCAUCCUCUUGGUUUUACUUGUAUGACAUUUAAUAUCAUAAAUUUUGGUGCACCGUUAGCUGGCCUUAAAGUGGUUUUACGACAACGUAGUUGUGAUACAUUACCGUUACCAAUGUGUAUAGCCAAUCUUCUUGUUUCAAGUCAAUGGGCUUUAUAUGGCAUACUCGUAUCUGAUGUCUACAUUAUUACACCAAAUUCAAUUGGUGUGAUAUUAGCACUUAUCCAAGUGUCUUUGUUUUUAAUAUUCCCAAUGAAACAAGGACAUCUUUCACCAUUCCAACGUUGCUUUGGUGAUUCAUGCUGUGCUAUAGAAGCUCCCGUUUCUCCUUCUGAUGACACUGGUAUUUAUUCUCAAUGUGAACUCAUUCUAAGUCACAUAUUAUAA
Molecule: messenger RNA, 765 nt
Organism: Thelazia callipaeda (thelaziosis nematode)
Lineage: Eukaryota; Metazoa; Nematoda; Chromadorea; Rhabditida; Thelaziidae
Source: the annotation of a GenBank genome assembly